AUGCAUAAAAAAGUGGCUCACCCUAAUGAAAUUCAUAAUACCACGACAAUAUUGUGGCAUAUCUUGCAAGCGUGUAAGGGCGGUGACGACGUCAUCGCGCACAGUUGCUCACCACAUAAUCCCGAAAUGGGGAAGGGAGGCAACGCAUCGAUGGUCAAGAAUCGCUCUCCAGCACGGGAAGCCAAUCGUUGCCGGAAAGUCACACAGAUCCGUGGGCAGGUCUAUGACAUCACAGAUUUUGCGGAAUCACAUCCUGGUGGAGCUCAGCUACUCGCUCUUGCCGUCGGGCGUGACGCCACGAUUUUGUUCGAAAGCCACCACAUACGCACCGAAAUCGUUGAUAGGGUGCUCAAGACCCUUCCGAAAGUGGAUGACAUCGACAAACUUUUCCCUGAUGAAGAAUUUCCCGCUCCGCUCGAUUCGCCGGUAUAUCGGAAAAUUCAACAACGCGUUCGUGACGAAAUUUUGGCGCCCCUGGAAAGAACGAAAGGACGCGCAGCCACAGGACGGGGCGGUUGCCUUCUGGACAUGGCAGCUGUAGUCGCAUUCUUCUUUACCUCCCUCAGUUUAUACAUUGCGUGCCCUUCGAUCAUGACAGGUAUUAUCCUAGGACUCGCAGGGUACUGGUCUGGCACAGGUCUGCAACAUACCGCCAAUCAUGGUGGACUUUGCCGGAGCUCUUACUGGAACCAGUUUUGGGGCUGGUUUGGUAGUGAUGUAGUCAUAGGUAAAUCAAGCCUUGAGUGGCGCUACCACCACACCGUCUCUCAUCACUCAUAUUGCAACGACAUAAACAGAGACCAGGAUGUUUAUACAUCUUUCCCCCUGAUCCGCCUUGAUGAAACUCAACCUUGGUCCUGGUACCAUACUUUUCAACCAAUAUACACUCCUUUCAUUUGGCCUUUGCUCUAUCUUGCAGCGCAGAUUGGUGACUUUGUCAAUAUAUUCAUAUACAAGGCAUCUCCUGGCGUUGAAUACACCGGAAUAACUCCGAUCGAAGUGGCGCUUUAUGUCUUUGGCAAGAUCUUUCAUGUUAGCAUCACUUUGGCCAUUCCAGUGUAUCUUCACGGAUGGGCUAAGAUAUGGGCUCCAUUUGUUGUUUACAGCUGUUUUGGAUCUUUUGUCUUGUGCUGGUUCUUCAUUGUGAGCCACAAUCUUGAUGGCCUGCGUCCUCACCAAUUUUCGCACACCACUCGUAAUGAUUGGGGCAGAUGGCAAAUAGAAACCUCUGCAAGCUGGGGUAAUGUGUUCUGGUCAUUUCUUUCUGGUGGGCUCAAUUACCAGAUAGAACACCACCUUUUCCCAGGUGUGGCGCAUAACCUAUAUCCGUUGAUGCAGCCGAUCAUCAAGCAAGAAUGCGUUAAUGAGGGCAUCCAAUACAAUGGAUUCGACGGAUACUUCGGCAUCGUGCCAAUCACAUUCAAGAUGUUCUGCUUUCUGAAGAAGAUGAGCCUGAACCCAAGCAAGACAAAGUGAUUUCCUCAUCAGCUCUUUGAUAGACUACGAAUACAGUUUGUUUUAGCUUCCUCGAUGAUACUACGUAUCAUUCACGAAACCUAUCACGCACUACUAGCCCGCUGCAAAAUUCAAUCAACCAGCCGUGCAGUAAAAUUAUUGAUAAAGAUCUACCGACAUGUAAAUUCAUC
This is a messenger RNA of Micromonas commoda, 1646 nucleotides long. RefSeq lists its product with no specific name. NCBI's taxonomy places the organism in Eukaryota, Viridiplantae, Chlorophyta, Mamiellophyceae, Mamiellales, Mamiellaceae. The record is from RefSeq and is a predicted model, not a curated record. Gene Ontology annotation, cellular component: membrane. The coding region runs from base 1 to 1476 and encodes 491 amino acids. Gene Ontology annotation, molecular function: oxidoreductase activity, acting on paired donors, with oxidation of a pair of donors resulting in the reduction of molecular oxygen to two molecules of water. Gene Ontology annotation, biological process: lipid metabolic process. The transcript has 2 exons.